This is a messenger RNA of Otolemur garnettii (small-eared galago), 2319 nucleotides long. RefSeq names its product cadherin 19 (gene CDH19). NCBI's taxonomy places the organism in Eukaryota, Metazoa, Chordata, Mammalia, Primates, Galagidae. Gene Ontology annotation, cellular component: plasma membrane; adherens junction; catenin complex. Gene Ontology annotation, biological process: cell morphogenesis; calcium-dependent cell-cell adhesion; homophilic cell-cell adhesion. The record is from RefSeq and is a predicted model, not a curated record. The coding region runs from base 1 to 2319 and encodes 772 amino acids. The transcript has 11 exons. Gene Ontology annotation, molecular function: cadherin binding; calcium ion binding.
AUGGAUAGCUGUUUACUGCUACUUUUUACGCUGGGAAUUCCUCUCCCAUGGCCGUGCCUUACAGCAGCAGAAAACGUUAAAACGGAAAGAGCAAAGCAGCCGGCAGGAUCUCAUUCGAGAGUGAAGCGGGGCUGGGUGUGGAACCAAUUUUCUGUGCCAGAGGAAAUGAACACAACUCAUCAUAUCGGCCGGCUAAGAUCUGAUUUGGAUAAUGGAAACAACUCUUUCCAGUAUAAACUUUUGGGAGUUGGAGCUGAAAACAUUUUUACCAUUGAUGGAAGAACAGGUGACCUAUAUGCCAAACAGAAGCUUGAUAGAGAAGAACAAUCCCUCUACAUCCUAAGAGCCCAGGUAAUAGACAUCACCACUGGAAAGGCUGUGGAACCUGAGUCUGAGUUUGUCAUCAGAGUUUCGGAUAUCAAUGACAAUGAGCCAAAAUUCCUAGAUGAACCUUAUGAGGCCACUGUACCAGAGAUGUCUCCAGAAGGAACGUUAGUCAUCCAGGUGACCGCAAGGGAUGCUGAUGAUCCUUCAAGUGGCAAUCACGCUCGUCUCCUGUACAGCUUACUACAAGGCCAACCAUAUUUUUCUAUUGAACCAACAACAGGAGUUAUAAGAAUAUCUUCUAAAAUGGAUAGAGAACUGCAAGACGAGUAUUGGGUAAUUGUUCAAGCCAAAGACAUGAUUGGUCAGCCUGGAGCACUGUCUGGAACAACAAGUGUAUUAAUUAAACUUUCAGAUGUUAAUGACAAUAAGCCUAUAUUUAAAGAAAGCUUGUACCGCCUGACUGUCUCUGAAUCCGCACCCACGGGCACUUCUAUAGGCAGAAUCACAGCACAUGAUGAUGACACAGGAGAGAAUGCAGAAAUGGAUUACAGCAUUGAAGAGGAUGAUUCGCAAACAUUCGACAUCAUUACUAAUAACGAGACCCAAGAAGGAAUAGUCAUAUUGAAAAAGAAUGUGGAUUUUGAGCAGCAGAACAACUAUGGUAUUAGAGCCCAAGUUAAAAACCGCCAUGUCGAUGAGCAGUUUAUGAAAUUCCACACCAAAGCCUCCACCACCUUCAUUAAGGUCCAGGUGGAAGAUGAGGAUGAACCUCCCAUUUUCCUCCUUCCAUACUACGUAUUUGAAAUUUUUGAAGAAAACCCCCAUGGAUCAUUUGUAGGCAUGGUGUCUGCCGCUGACCCAGAUCACAGGAAAUCUCCCAUCAGGUAUUCUCUUACUGGAAGCAAACUAUUCCACAUUGAUGACGACAAUGGCACAAUCAUUACGACUCACCCACUUGACCGGGAGGUCAACGCCUGGUACAACCUAAGUGUUACAGCCACAGAAAGCUACAAUGCACAACAGAUCUCAUCUGCCCCUGUGUAUGUACAAGUUCUUAAUAUUAAUGACCAUGCUCCUGAGUUCCCUCAGUAUUAUGAGACGUAUGUUUGUGAAAAUGCAGAUUUUGGUCAGGCAAUUCAGAACAUCAGUGCAGUAGACAGAGAUGAAUCUAUAGAAGAUCCCCAUUUUUACUUUGAUCUAUCAGUAGAUGACACAAACCACUCAAGUUUUACAAUCAGAGAUAAUCAAGAUAAUACGGCUACAAUUUUGACUAACAGAACGGGGUUCAGCCUGCAAGAAGAGCCCAUCUUCUUUGUAUCCAUCUUAAUUGCUGACAAUGGAACCCCAUCACUUACAAGUACAAACACUCUUACCGUAUACAUCUGCGAUUGUGACCAAAAAGGGGAUACACAGCUCUGUAGGAAUAAGGAACUUAUGCUUUUCAUGGGAUUCAAGAUGGAAGUUAUAAUUGCUAUUCUUGUCUGCAUUAUGGCAAUAUUUGGGUUUAUUUUCUUCGUCUUGUGUCUAAAACAACGAAAAAAACAGACUCUAUUUCCUGAGAAAAGUGAAGAUUUCAGGGAGAAUAUAUUCAGAUAUGACGAUGAAGGUGGUGGAGAGGCGGAUACGGAAGCGUUCGAUAUUGCGGAGCUGAGGAGUCGCCCGGUGCUGCGGGGACACAGGACCCGGAGAGCCCCCAGGGCGGAGGUCCGCAGCCUGUACAGGCAGUCUCUGCAGGUGGGCCCAGACAGCGCCGUCUUCAGAAAGUUCAUUCUAGAAAAGCUGGAAGAAGCCAACGCUGAUCCCUGUGCCCCUCCCUUUGACUCCCUGCAGACCUAUGCUUUUGAGGGAACCGGGUCCUUAGCUGGGUCCCUGAGCUCCUUGGGGUCAGCAGUCUCUGACCAGGAUGAAAACUAUGAUUACCUUAAAGAGCUGGGACCUCGCUUCAAAAGAUUAGCGUGCAUGUUCAGCUCCACGAUGCAGACAAAUCAUUAG